Molecule: messenger RNA, 2891 nt
Organism: Hevea brasiliensis (rubber tree)
Lineage: Eukaryota; Viridiplantae; Streptophyta; Magnoliopsida; Malpighiales; Euphorbiaceae
Product: nitrate regulatory gene2 protein
Exons: 4
Coding region: 238-2631 (797 amino acids)
Source: RefSeq, a predicted model, not a curated record
GAGAAGUGGUCAGUGUGAGACUCUAAGUCAAUGCUAUGGUCAGUACGGAGAGAGUAGAGAAAAGAGAAAAAGGCCAGAAAACGCGAGCACAGAUGGGACGCCAACAGUGGAGAAAAGACCAACUAUAACCCUCCACCUGUCACUCACUUACUCUUUUUUUCUACCGCUCAAAUCGGGCGCCACCACCUAAAAACGCGCCAUCCACUCCAGCCCUAAACACCGCUUUUGUUUUUUUACAUGGGUUGUACAGCUUCGAAGCUCGACAACGAGGACAAGGUGAGGCGGUGCAAGGAGCGCCGCCGCCUCAUCAAGGAAGCUGUCUAUGCGCGCCACCACCUCGCAGCUGCUCACGCCGAUUACUGCCGCGCUCUUCGUGUUACUGGCUCAGCUCUUUGCUCCUUCGCUGCUGGCGAAACACUUUCCGUUUCCGAGCAAACUCCUGCUGUUUUCCUACACUCUUCAAACCCUACUCCAUCGUCUACUGAUUCUAUACCUCCACGUGUUGCUCCUUCUCCAUCACCUUCCCUCCAACCACAUCCACCGCCGCCUGCGUUUUCCCCUUCUCCUUCUCCCACAAUUGCUAGUUCUAAGAUGCCCCAUAUCCUCUCCGCUUCAAGCCUUAACUCUGCUUCUAAUCGCCGCCGUAAACCUCCAAAGCUCCCUCAUAUACUCUCCGAAUCGAGCCUUCCCUCGUCUCCUCGAAGUCAGAAAUCCAAUUUCACUGGAAAUUUUGAGUAUCCUACGGCUUAUCAAGCGAAUUCAACGUACUCGAGCACAGCAUCACAAGCUUCCUCCGUUUGGAACUGGGAAAAUUUCUACCCUCCCUCGCCUCCAGACUCCGAAUUCUUUGAUCAAAAAGCCCAAAAUCAAAACCAAAAUCACCAACAUCGCCAGCAACACCACUUAGACUUACAAGACGAAGAAACCGAAACCGAGACCGAGACUGGGUACGAUUUUUUUCAAUUACAAAACAAGAAGCACAACUACCACCAUAUCAAUGGCAACACCAGUAACAAGCAACACAGUACCGCCGACGAAGAGACAGAGAGAGAGGAGGUUCAGUGCAGCGAGUGGGAAGAUCAUGAUCAUUAUAGUACAACUAGCUCAUCGGAAGAAGGGGAGGAGGAUGAAGAUGGAGAGUCCAGAUCCGAGAUCGGGACCCGACCGAAUUUCGGGUCAUCGGUGCGGGCUGAAUCAUUGAAGCGGCAACCAGUUUACGGCAAUACGGCUAAGUCUGAUGAGGCGGGGUCAUCGGCGAGUUUCAGAACUGGAGAUAUCUCCGAUUUGAAGAUGGUUGUGAGGCAUAAGGAUUUGAAAGAGAUAGCGGUGGCUAUUAAGGAGAAUUUUGACAAGGCUGCAACGGCUGGAGAUCAGGUCUCGGAGAUGCUCGAGAUCAGUAGGGCUCAGCUUGAUCGAAGUUUCCGGCAAUUGAAGAAGACGGUGUACCAUUCUUCUAGUAUGUUGAGCAACCUGAGCUCUAGUUGGACCUCAAAACCGCCAUUGGCUGUUAAAUACCGGCUCGACACCGGUUCGCUCAACGAACCGGGCGGUCCCAGAAGCCUUUGCUCCACCGUGGAACGGCUGCUGGCUUGGGAGAAGAAACUCUACGAAGAAGUGAAGGCUAGAGAAGGUGUAAUGAUUGAGCAUGAGAAGAAGCUGUCAACACUACAGAGUCAGGAGUACAAGGGAGAGGAUGAUGCAAAGCUAGACAAGACCAAGGCUUCAAUAAAGAGGAUGCAGUCUCUAAUUAUUGUCACAUCCCAGGCUGUUUCCACCACUUCAACUGCUAUCAUUGGUCUUAGGGACACUGAUCUUGUCCCUCAGCUGGUUGAACUGUGUCAUGGAUUCAUGUACAUGUGGAAAUCAAUGCAUCAGCACCAUGAAGUUCAGAACAACAUCAUACAACAAGUCCGUGGCCUUGUGAACCGAUCAGCCAAGGGUGACUCAACAUCUGAACUGCACAAACAGGCAACUCGUGAUCUGGAGUCAGCUGUAUUUGCCUGGCAUUCCAGUUUCUGCCGCCUUAUAAAAUUCCAGCGGGACUUUAUCCAAUCUGUCCAUGGCUGGUUCAAGCUCACCCUUCUUCCUGUGAGCAAUGACAAUGUCAAUGGCAAUGUGGAACACUCUGAUUCAUAUGCCUUCUGUGAUGAGUGGAAGCUUGCUCUUGACCGUGUACCAGAUACGGUUGCUUCUGAAGCCAUCAAGAGCUUCAUCAAUGUUGUUCAUGUGAUAUCUGUAAAACAGACUGAGGAGCUGAAAAUUAAAAAGCGAACAGAAAUUGCAUCAAAAGAGCUAGAGAAGAAGGCUUCUUCUCUUCGGAACAUUGAAAGGAAGUUCUAUCACUCUUACUCCAUGGUUGGUAUUGGGCCCCCUGAUACUGGACCUGAUAACGGGCAGGUAUUGGAUGCUCGGGAUCCACUGGCUGAGAAGAAAUCUGAGCUUGCAGCCUCCCAGAGGCGGGUGGAAGAUGAGAUGCUGAGACAUGCCAAGGCAGUGGAAGUGACAAGGGCCAUGACACUGAAUAAUCUUCAGACAGGCCUGCCAGGCGUUUUCCAGGCAUUGACUAGCUUUUCUUCCUUAUUUAUGGAGGCACUUGAACUGGUAUGCAACCGUUCCUAUGCCAUCAAAUAGUUAUACAUUAUUUUUCUUGUUGGAUUUUUGAGGUAAGUUGGAGUUCAUAAGGGCUGGGAUUAUUUGGCUGUGGGCUCUUAAGAUAUUACUUUUUGGGGGAUAUUUUUGAUAUGUAAAUAUGUGGAGCCUUUUUGCGGUUUUGUCAUCCUUCUUUAGACCAAGGGGAGGGAAAUGUCUCUGUAUAGGAAUUUGGUUAGAUUGUUGUAUCAGAUUUCAAAAUUUCAGCAUGAUGAAUAAAUUAUACGCAUUCUACUUUUAAA